GUCGGCCCGCGGGGGGAUAACGGACCACCAGGGCCCAUGGGUCUCCCCGGCCCUCAAGGACCCAGCGGGAUGUCAAUUCCAGGAGAGGCUGGCCGCCCUGGACCGAAGGGAGAGCAGGGUGACUCGGGUUUACCUGGACAGAAGGGUUCACCUGGUCCCUCGGGGGCUCCCGGCCCGAUCGGACCGGCAGGAGUGAGGGGUCCUCAAGGAAAGGAAGGGCCGGCUGGACCCAGAGGCCCCACAGGGCCCAUGGGACCCCCAGGAGCUCCUGGAACAUCAGGUGCCGCAGGACAGCCAGGAAAGAACGGAGACUCUGGUCCCCCUGGCGCCAUCGGCCCCAAAGGAGACAGAGGAGAGAGAGGUGAUUUCGCUCCUCAGAACAUGAUGCGAUCCAUCGCCAGACAAGUUUGUGAGCAGCUUGUGAACUCGCAAAUGUCUCGAGUCAACACGUUACUGAACCAGAUCCCCAACGGCAUACAGCGCAGCAAUAACCCCGGACCUCCAGGACCUCCCGGAACUCCCGGCAGGCAGGGACCCCGCGGAGAGCCGGGCACCGCAGGAAGGAACGGUUUCCCUGGAAGUCCAGGUCAGCCCGGACAGCAGGGAGAGAGAGGUCCCGCAGGAGAGAAAGGUGAACGAGGACUGUCGGGAGUCGGACAGAAAGGAUCGAGAGGACCUGCAGGUCCACCAGGAGAAGGCAGGACAGGGUCUCCAGGCCCCGCAGGCUCCACUGGACCCCGCGGUCCCCCUGGACGUCCAGGGCACGCUGGAGUCCGCGGUCCUCCUGGAUCUCCUGGAUACUGCGACUCCUCUCAGUGUGUCGGUAUUCCUUACAACGGGCAAGGAUACGUAGGUUCAGCAUAGUAAACUUUCUGUCACCUGUGCUGCUUUCGCUGACUUCCUGAAAAAACCCAAAACUCAAAACGUCCUGUAACUGAACGCUCGCUUGCUCGCUCUAGAGCUGUUUUAAGGGAUAACGGCCAACGGAAACCAUUAACAAACUGUGCUGAGAAACAUCACAACAACAAAGAGGGAACCAGUACUAACAACGACUCACAGCCACUAGACAAACAGCAGCAGCGGCGGUGAAGACACCGAGCUGCUUAACGGCCUGUUUGAAUCUCGAAGACCAAACAAAGGAACCUUGUGUUCAGUGGAGGAGCAUGAAACAACAGCAGCAACAAACAACCCACACAAAUACUAACAAAGGUGGAUUUGUAUCAGAGCAACAUCUGCAUCCUCUGCAGCAUCACGGGCAACAACUGCAGCAUCAACCCUGUUAACAGCAUUUCUCUCCAGGUGCCGUGUAAAUAAACUAAUGUGUGCUUUGUAAAUGACGUUUGAAUCAAGUCCACGACAUUUAGUUUUGACAUCUGUAGUUUUAAAGCUUGUGCCUUGCAAACAACAACCUGCUGCUUGCUGAAUGCCAACAACUCUUUCCUCCAUGUGUUUGAAACUGCUCAGGGUCAAACUGAAUCAUUUCUGCACAUGUGACCCUGGAGGCUCAGAAUCCACUUCACGAACAAAACCAACAACAAAUCCAGCUUUUCCUUUUUGUUUUGAUCUGUCCCCCCCGAACCAGCCGAGCUGUGUGUGUGUGUGUGUGUGUGUGUGUGUGUGUGUGUGUGUCAUGAAAUACUAACAAUGGUCCCAAAGCUGCCUCUGUUCUCCAGAGGAACCAGAUUUGAAUGUGGACGUGUUUUGUUGUUUUCUAUCGUCAAAUGAACGAGAUGUGGAGAAACACCUGAACUUCAACAUCCACAGCCAAUGAGAACGAUUCCAGCACCAGGGGAGUGUCCACAGUGGGGGGGGGAGGGGUCAACCACCCUGAGGUGAACGGAACCAGCAGCCUCCUGCGAGAGCAGCGUGAAGUCCAAACUUUAAUAGUUUAAUAUAAGAAAGUUAAAACGAUUUAAACAAGUCACAGAAUUCUCACAUUUGUAACUGACUCACUUUUUAUAUUAUAAUAUAAUAUUGACUCACAUGUUCCAGUUCCUCGUGUUAGAACGCUGUUAGCUUUGGUAGCUAGCCUCUUACGUAGCUCGUAGCAGAAGAAUCACGAGGGCAGAUUUGUGCGACGCUGUGGACACGCCCCUCUGCUGACCAACUAUCUGCACCAGUGCGUCAUCAGUGCGGCAGUAAAACAUUUCAAACCCUUCUUCUUGUGCAUGCUGAGAAAAACUGACCAGAAACAAUUAUCGACCCAAACACUAUCUCCGAGCAGGCCAAUACCCUCCUGACUCCGAAACCCGAGUAGUCCCGGAACCCGAGGAGGAAGACGAGUCGUUUAACCGCCGUCGAAAGAGAUCGCUAUCAA
Molecule: messenger RNA, 2317 nt
Organism: Paralichthys olivaceus (Japanese flounder)
Lineage: Eukaryota; Metazoa; Chordata; Actinopteri; Pleuronectiformes; Paralichthyidae
Source: RefSeq, a predicted model, not a curated record